CUCAGGGCAAGCAACGAGUACAUCUAGUAUGGUCCAGGCGCGGCUCGCAGCGAGUGAGCGAGUGCUUACUAGAUUGGAGAAAAUGCGCGCGGAGGUGAACGGCACCACAAGUAAUAGUGGUAGCAAAAAAUCGAGCGUCCCUUCGCUAGCAGCGUCGACCGCAUUGGUGGCAGCAGCAGCGACUCGUAAAAACACUGCUGCAUACGAGGGACGAACCUUUGUUCCUGAACUCGCGCGUUUGCGUCAGACGGAAUUGCACAUUGCAAGCUUGCUAGAGAACGCGCCGCCGCCGCAAGCUGCGCAGCUGGAUCGGGUGGGGCGCAUGGUCCACGAUCUUUUGAGGGACAUGGCGGCUGGCGAGAUGCAGACGCUUGUACUGCGAAAAGUCGCAGACGACAACGCAAGCCAAUAUGCACUGAUGAGGCGGCUCUCCAUCCCUCUGAUGAUGCGAACUGAAAACAUCCUUGCGAUCGAAGAUGAGGCGCACCAGAAGACUGAUGACCCACCUCUGUCUGCCUACGCCGCAGGCAAGAGACCGCCGCCGCAGGGCAAGCGCACAACAACCUCAGUCAUGUUCCGGAGCGGUGAUGCAGAUUUCAACCUGCUUGGAGGAGUCAAUGCCGCGGCGUGCGAGGGGAAAAAACCUACGACAAAAACCCCGGCGGCGACCACGCAUCCGCUGAUUGCGGAACAGAUGCUGAGGACGCAGGCACGCUUGGACCGUUACACGAGUUUUGCUGGCGGUUUCUCACCGCAACAGACCUGGUUAGUCGGACGCAUUGCGGAGCUAGGCCAGACCACUGACGCAGUCGCUGCUUCGGACGCGGUGCUCGUCUUGGACGAAAUCCGAGAAUUGGAGGGACAGUUGUUGAUCGCUGGAAAAACUGUUCUCGAGAAAAGUUUGUCUAGUUUUUCAGCAUCAGCUUCUAAUGCGCCUUCCAAUGGCAGUGCGUCUCCCGAGGCUGCUUGUGCGGCCUCGACACACCAGGCUGAAGCAGGAGCGGCGUCCCGAGUGUGUACACGCGUUUCGAACUUGUUUAUGGAAACGCCUCCGACGGACCGCCAAGCGGACAUGCUCGAGCUCAUGCGGGAUCUCUCGGUCUGCGUAGCUGACGACUUUCCAGGAAUGAAUAGGGAUAUCAACGGUACCUUCAUAGAUGUAAAAUCGUUUAUACAUCAUAGAAGUUUCUAAGGACCACAACAACGAGUUGCUUGUAGUAAUGGAGGUUUUUUGGGCUAACAACAAAACUUACUUAGAUAUCUUGUUCUUCACCCACUAUUAGUACUACUGAAAGAAUAUCUUAACUACAGCAUCAAUUUCUUUUCUAUAUUGAUCACAGCUUUGUUGCUGAGCUUGCUUCGGGACUUGGAGCUUGACAUCGUCGUCGAGUGCUUGUCGUUGCAGUUCCCUGUACGCGCAGUGGAGGCUCGCAACACAGAAAACAACCUAGAAGAGGCCGACAUCUCGGAUUGGGGUUUCGCUGUUCGUCGGGCAGGCCAGAAACUGGAUACUCUGAGUCAUGUUCUAAACGAAAUUACCGAUUUGACCACGCACUCAGCGGUCGCGCAUGAUGUGAAGCUGCUGCAUCGCAUGACCAGUCUGGCAGCUGAUGCGCCCCUUGGUUGGGCUUUGCCUGUCUUGCAGGAUUUAGUGCUCCUCAAAAUCCGUGAGCUGGAGACCGGAAUUUUGCGGUUCGCACGCGGCAUACUCUACCACAAGUACCAGGAGCGUUACAGGAGUGGCGGUCUGUCCAAGGCUGCGAUGCAAAACGGGGCAGUAGCUUGGGAGAACCGCGAGGCGAGGUUCCUUGCUUCGCUUGGUUGCGGGCCGCCACAGCUCUUUCCGAGCGACGCAGUGCGCGGCUGUUUUCCGGCGGUGGCUUUUAACACAACCGGCUCGCAAAAGUCGCAGAAUACUGGCUUGGUCUUGGAUGACGAGGAGAGCUCGAGCAGCAGCUUUCUGCAGCGCGAAGGCAUUGCUGCGCUGCUGCGCGUCCAGCGGCUCUGCUGCAACUUGCAGAUGGAGGCGCCUGCGUUGGCGCAAGGUGACCGCGCACUGUUUCUGCAGUUGCUGUGUUUCGAAGAGGAGGCGUCGUCUGGGUCUUCGGUGGAACAGGACCCUUUAGCUCUGGCGAUGUCGAGGAUAGACAAUUUAGUUCGGGAGCACAUGCGCGAAGUCGAGAGUGAGAUCUUGCUGGGCUACGGGAAUGCCGUCCUUGCGACAGCGGGUGCGCCUCCAGGGCUUGAAGACCACGAGCACCACGUAGGCUAUCUAGGCUUUUCCAGUCUGCUGCCGUGGCUCGUGAAGAUGCGGCCUACUGUUGCCGGCGUCACGGAUGUUGAAGCAGCAGGCGCUACUGCGAAGGCUACUCGAGCUGGAGGGCGCGUGACGUUUUCGGCGACUUCGACACAAGUCACCUACGAUCCGACCAAGGAUGGCCGUCCUUCGACUGCGGCGCUGGCGACCGCGGCUGGGCGCUCUUCAUCGCGGGUACUCGAUGCAGAGGCGGAUCCCAACGUGUGGUUUAUAGAAAAGCAGGUCUUCUCGACGCUUGGGGCAACGGGUAAUCAGAAUGCGAAGACGCGGAAGAUACGAGAGCUUGGUGUUAUGAGCCAGAUGCUGGACAGACAAAUAUCACGAGCGUCAGCGAGAGUCAGCGGUCGUUUCUCCACCGAGACAGUGCGAACAACUACUGCACAAGGCCUCGGCAAUGGAAACCAGGUAAUUGGAUUUAACACAUCAAAGAUCAAAUCUAAGUUGAAUAUGGUUGUAAAGGAGUGUAGCCUGUUUUCCAUUUCUGUCUUCAACAACUUACUUAGUACCCUUAUAUGACCCCAUCUGUUGUGAAUUCACAGGACGUGGUGAGCCCUGCUCUGUCUCUGCUACGGCGCGCAAUUUGCGAUCAAAAGCGGGAAUUGGAGACUGAGGUGGUACUUGAGGCUAUGGAAGUUGCCGAUCACACAAUUUCCAAGAUGGGCGUGGCGCGGGGUGCGUCAUCGCCGAGAGAUGAAAAAUCGACUUCGUUAUCUCGCUUAGCGCAGACGUCUGUGGGCCGCAUCGAGCGAUGUGCCAUGGAAAUCGGGAAGAUCUACGACGAGGACGUGGGGCCGGCGGAAGCCGCGAGGCAGGCAGAGCGCCGCAAGACUUUUUUUCACACAGCGUUCCACUUCGUCGAGCACAUUCAAGACUUGGCCGACGCGGAAGUGCAGGGCGGGGACGAGUUGAAACCAGGCGGGGACAUGAGUCAUUCGAACAUUCCGACGGCGCAAGCCGGUGUGGGGCGUGCGAACGAGCUCGUGAUCAAGUUGAACGCCGCCGCGGCCCGACAGCUACAGCACUUGGAGGCGCAGAGCAUGCUCGCGAUGGCGCAGAGCAUUAUGGCACACCACAGUGAUCUGUUGGCGAAAGAUGCGCGCUCAGGUAUGCGGGACUCCUAUCUGGGUGGUGGUGUUAACACGCGGGCCAGCGGAAACGCGAUGUCUCCGGACAGGCAGCGCCCUGAUUCGAGUCGCCUAUCUCGCGAGGGUGACGAGAACGAGGGGAAUGCGACAAGCGAAUCAAUUGUUCCGCAAUCGUUUGCAGAUGGUGGGCGCACACGGCAAAACUGGCGCCAGCAGGGUAUUGCAGCAUCAGAUCGCACGCUGGCCCGCGUUUCUCAGGUGCGCUCCAACUUUGGUGUCAUGGAGCAUGCGGGUCUUUUGCCAGACUUGCUUGAUCUGCGAAACAUGCAGGAGCAGCUCUCCUUGAGUGCAGACAUGUUGCAACGACAGGGCUUCGCGCAACAGAGCAGCAGGCUAGAUGCAGUGUCCAAAAUGGUGUAUGAUGUUUUACAUGACAUGUCGGUCUCCGACAUUAUGUCCGUGCUGGACCGUUUCAAGAACGGACCGGGACAAGGACCGUUGGCCAUUAUGGACGGGAAUCUGCACGGAACAGACGCACCGCCGAUGCAGAAGCCGGUUGGAGCGAAAACGGAGCCUCCAUUGAUGUGUACGUCAAAAAUAUCAACAGACAAUUCCGUUCGCGCACCCAAGGAGGUGUUGCGAAACCAGGUUCAGCAUUCCGAAUCGCGGCUAAAAACGGUCUUCGGUCCGCCACGGCCUGAAGUAGCGACCAGUGCCUCGGCACACGAGCGCGGCAGUGCCCUGCACGUCGAUGCGAUGCGCGGGAAGAUGGCGGAAUUAGGCACAAGCGUCGCGACACACGAGCCUCUUCAGGUGCACGGACGAUUAGUUGCUGACGUCGUUCGCGAAGUGGAAACGCAACUGUAUCUUGACACGGUGUACAACCACUUGUCCCCCUCUCUGGACGCUCUGGCUGCGGCCUCCAACGGUGGCCUGACCAUGUCCUCACAGGCGGUAGCUGCCUCGCCCAUGUCUGGCCCAGGACUCCAGGAACUGUUGGCUUCGACAAACACAGUAUCCGCGAGCGUCGCACCAGACACGCGAAUGCGUGUUCAAGAGGCGGUGAAGGAGCUUCAGCAAGCUUUCAUGUGUGUCAAGCGCAUCGAGCAGCUAUUUCAGGAUAUGCCGCCAAACGCGCGACAGCAGGAUCUGUUUUCGCAGUGCCUCGAGCUCUUUGACGGGCUGCACGCGAAGGCUCAAUUAUUUAGCGCCCGCUUGCAGGGAAAGACGGGCUCAGUGUGGUCGCCAGCAACUGCUUCAAGCAGCGCUCGCCGGGGAAGCACGCUUGUGAGUGCAAUAGAGACACGGGAGCAGGUGCAGCUACUGAAAACUGUAGUGGCUCAAAUGAAAGAAAUUCAGCGCGAAAUCGUCAUGGAGGGUGUGCAAAGAGCGCAUGCACGCACAAAUGGCAGCAAUACCGAUCCUGAGGAGGUCCGUGCCGCAUGGGAAGCCGUGAACAACGCGACGAGCCGUUCGUCCAUGUACGACGGUGCCACACUAUCGCAGUCUACUUUUGUCGACACUAGUGACGCGAGUGGCAACAUGCUUGCAACGAGCUUCAAAGAUGUAAUUGCCGUGUCGGCCGAAGGUCGCAAGAGCUACAGCGCGGAGCUGUUCGGACCAACUUCCGCCGCAUCCAAACGAAAGAGCGCGAACCAGGACGACGCCGGGGCUGGAGCCGCGGGCAAUGUGAAUGAUGCAGAAGUACCUGUGUGGAUGAAGGAAAUGUCGAAGCGGGCGUCUCAAUUCCAGCCACCGGCACGUGAAAAACAAGAAGAUGCUGCUGAGGCACCUAAGUCGAGCCCUGCCGAGGAAAAGGCUUCUCCACCAUCGAGUCCUCUCUUCUAUUCUGAAACACGGCGAAGCCGAAAGCUCUGCAUUGAGCCGAGUGAAGAAGCUGUGGCAUCGGUCCUGGAGUCGCAACUCGGCAAGGACGGCGCCAAAGAAGAGCCAUUGCGAAAAGAUGGAUCCGAAUCUUUUGGUGAGGCUUGCCAUGGGGGACCAAAAGCAGUAUCCCUUGAGGAUGAGCUGCCGCGAUUUCGUUUUUCCCGUGAUCCCGAUUUCUUCACAGUUGCCUCUUCCAGUGUUGUUGAAGCUGGACCGGUUCAGGAUUCGCCUCUCGUACCAGGCGUGUUGCCGCUUUCUCAAGCAACUUUACCAGAAAAGCCUCUUCGUUUACCAGUCAGUUCGACAUCAUCACCUUUUUUCAACUGUCAACAUGUUGGGUCACGUGACAUGAUUAGCUUGUCUUCAAGUAGGGCCAUUUCGAAAGACCAGUUGUCGUCGUCAACAGGUUCAACCUCGAAAGUGUCGAGUAGCGGUUCGUCGUCGUCAAGUAGUUCGUCGAGCGCAACCGAUUCGGAGAGCGCCUCUUCCUCAGUUUCCUCUUCUCUGGUGCCUUCUCGCGGAAGUAAGAGGGUGGGCGCGAGACAGGAGGAUCGAGAAGAUCCGUUCCGCAUGCCAGGUGGCGGCCACGCAACACUGGUGCAACAAGUGCACGCGCACAUGGCGAAUCUUGUUAAUAGCUACGGCAAGGACAAGGCACGGCGGGGGAACCAGUGACGCGGUGCCGUAAAACUUAACAUUCAUCAUAUUACAUAUCAACAAAGUGUAAGAAUAAUAUUGCCCUCGCGCACAAGAACAUUACCUUUCCAUAUCAUCUUCCCAGUCUAGUAUUAACUUGCACAUUAUAACACUUUUCAUAUUCAUAAAACGCAAGGAUAUCCUUCCAAGAUGAGUUGCAAUUGCAAAGCAUAUUCUCAUAUAGCACAUGGAAUUCCACGAAAAAUAGCAUACCUGUGCCAUUGUUGCAUGUGAAGAUAUCUCCUGAUGUCAUCCUGCACAGUAAGAAUAGCAAGAAAGGAGGUGUCCUGGCAAUGGUCGCGCUUCUUCGUGUUUGUUUUUAGUUCUCGAUACGCACAAAGAUGAAAAUCAGAAAAACGCAUUUGAUUGGAAAUCGUAUAUAACGCAUUGUGUAAUAAAGAACGAAG
This is a messenger RNA of Amoebophrya sp. A25, 6392 nucleotides long. The record is from the annotation of a GenBank genome assembly. Lineage: Eukaryota; Dinophyceae; Syndiniales; Amoebophryaceae.